AUGGACAAGAUAAACGAUGUUGGCAACUUGUCUGGUGGUCAGAAGGUAUACAAAUGGACAAUUGAACGUAAAUUGGCGCAAGGUGAUUUCUCGCAUGUCUACAUGUGCAGUGGAUUAGCGUCCGGAACGAAUGCGACAAAGUUCGCGAUCAAGUGCGAACGGGCUGACAGCAUUUAUCAAAUGCUAAAAGUGGAAGCAUACGUCCUACAACGAAUUUCAAAAAAAGGCACUCGACAUUUUUGCGAAAUGAUUGAUAUUGGAAAAUACGCUGGAAUUCAUUAUAUCGUUAUGAAUCUACUCGGACGAGCUAUUGUGGAUUAUUUGAAAUCUUCUAAAACUGGAACAUUCACGACGAAUUGUGCAUUGAGUCUUGGUAUUCAGAUUUACGAAGCGCUUGAAGAUCUUCACAAUGAAGGAUUCAUUCACCGCGAUUUGAAACCAUCGAAUAUCUGUAUGGGCCGGCAAGAUCGCGGCGAACUCGGAAAAUUGUAUUUGUUGAGCUUCUCGAUUGCUCGAAAAUAUCUCGACGCGAAAGGACAAAUGCGAAAAGCGAGGCCGAGUGUGGAAUUUCGCGGAACUGUUCGAUAUGCCUCGCAGAAUUGCCAUCAAUUGCAGGAGCUCAGUCGAAAAGAUGAUUUAGAAUCGGCAUUCUACGUCAUUGUUGAAAUGAUAACCGGCGCUCUUCCGUGGAAAGGACUACCCGAUGCAAACUACGUUGCAAAGACCAAAGCGGCUUCACGUCAUCCGCCAGCGGUUUUUCAGUUUCUUCGAGGAGCUUGUCCGUUCGACGAGCUUAAGGAACUUUUGAAUAUGAUCGACGGUCUAGGCUACAUGUCAACUCCAGACUAUCAACUUAUUUAUUUGACACUUCGGCGAGCUAUGAAGAAAAGCCCGCAGCCAGAACACCCCUAUGACUGGGAGAAUGGUGGACCACUUUAUGUCCCAGAUGUUGCAUAA
Molecule: messenger RNA, 957 nt
Organism: Caenorhabditis bovis
Lineage: Eukaryota; Metazoa; Nematoda; Chromadorea; Rhabditida; Rhabditidae
Source: the annotation of a GenBank genome assembly